Onthophagus taurus is the source of this 669-nucleotide messenger RNA. Lineage: Eukaryota; Metazoa; Arthropoda; Insecta; Coleoptera; Scarabaeidae. The record is from RefSeq and is a predicted model, not a curated record.
AGUAAAUAAAAUCAAGCGGAAACCAAAAAAAAAAAAGAAAAAGUCGGAUAUCAACAUUUUAGAUCAUCAUAACAACAAUACUUAGCCAUGUUGAUAAAAAUGAGAAUGCUUUCAAAGAUGCUAAACUUACUUAUCAUUUUUAUUUUGGUUAUUUCACCCAAAAUUGAUGGUAAAAGUAAAAUACAACUUUACAUCAACGAAAUCAAAACUUGCCCUGGUUUCAGUAAAGCUCCAAUUCAACUGAAAAGUGUGAAAAUAAUUAACGACGCCCACAAAAAUUUUUUGGUUAGUUAUCGAGUCGAUGUGACUAGAAACAUCUCUGAAGAUGCAAAUUUAAGGCUGAGCUUAGAACGAUGCGCCUCAAAAGAAGCCCCGGAUACAUGUACUAAAUUUACAAGUUUGUACACGAAGAAUGCUUGUAAACUUUGUAACGCAGCUAAUACUUUUUUCGCCCCUUUUGUAUCAUGUUUAAAACCUCCAUUAAAUUGUCCAAUUAUUAAAAGAACUUUCCGUGGAGAAAAUUGUACCUUUAAUAUGGAUUUGUUUCGAAUGUUUCCUAUAACGGGGUUUCAUUGGAAAUUCAAAUUUGAAUUAUUUCACUCAAUUACAAAUGAAUGCAUAUUUUGUUGUCAGGGGGAAGCUGGAAUUUAUAAUUUGUAUAUUAAUUGA